This is a messenger RNA of Symsagittifera roscoffensis, 2673 nucleotides long. RefSeq names its product ceramide synthase 6-like. The transcript has 5 exons. Gene Ontology annotation, cellular component: membrane. The coding region runs from base 45 to 1730 and encodes 561 amino acids. The record is from RefSeq and is a predicted model, not a curated record. NCBI's taxonomy places the organism in Eukaryota, Metazoa, Xenacoelomorpha, Acoela, Convolutidae. Gene Ontology annotation, molecular function: sphingosine N-acyltransferase activity; DNA binding. Gene Ontology annotation, biological process: ceramide biosynthetic process.
UGAUGAUUUACAAUUCUCUGGGCUAAUCUUUACUGCACUGACUGAUGGCUGGAGUUGGAUUCUGGAACGAGAGGUUCUGGUUGCCCAACAACAUAACAUGGGCAGACCUCAGAGACACUCCUACGGACAAGUAUCCCCAAGUGGAGGACUUGGCUCUAGUCUUCCCAUUUGCAUUCGUGUUGGGUAUAGUGAGACUUCUGUUUGGGCGACUGGUGGCACAGCCCAUAGGUGCUUGCAUAGGCAUCUGUCCGCGAGGAGCCAGGAAGCCAUACCCUAAUGCCAUUCUGGAACGAGUCUUCCUCACGAUAACCCAGCGUCCGGACGAGAAGCACUUGAAGGGCCUGGAAAAACAGCUGGAUUGCUGGAACCAGUACAAGAUCAAACAGUGGUUUGCUCUGCGCAGAGCUCAAUUGCGACCAUCGAAGAUGUCCAAGUUCAAAGAGAGUCUUUGGAAGCUGAUGUACUACACAGGAAUUGUAGGCUACGGACUGUACGUGUUCUCAGAAGAAGACUUCUUCUACGAUCUGGCCAAGUGCUGGAAGAACUACCCGUUCCAGCCUUUGAAUCCGAGCAUCCAGAACUACUACUCGAUCCAGCUGGCCUUCUAUGUGUCUCUUCUGGUGGCGCAAGUGGUGAUGGUGAGACGCAAGGCCUUCCGACACCUAGUCAUGCACCACGUGAUUGCAAUAGUGUUGCUGGUGUUGUCUUAUGUCGAUAACUUCAUCAGGAUAGGCUGUAUCAUUCUGAUCGCACAUGACAUAGCAGACGUGUGGCUGGAGACAGUGAAGCUACUCAACUACACCAAAUGUGGUCGCCUCACCCACGCGGUCUUUGCAAUAUUCGCAAUCUACUUCGUUGCAACAAGGUUGGUCUACUUCCCUCUCUGGAUCAUCAACUCCACCCUGGUCCAGUCUCUCUGGCUUCCCAACGUUGGAUUCUUCCCUGCCUACGUCAUCUUCAACGCUCUUCUUCUCUCCCUCCUCGCCCUUCACGUAUACUGGGCACUCAUAUUCUUCCGAAUAGGCCUCGGCAUGUUCUAUUCUUCAAACUCUUGCUCAGCGACUCAGUUGAAGCUGAAAUCACAAACACCGCCCAUGCAUCAACAGCAGCCCCCAUUGUGCAACACCACUCAGCCCACUGCGACAAGUAGUAUAACUCAUGGUUUCUUCGGGGGAGUGUUCGGUUUAGGAGGUUUUGGAGAGGCAGGUUGGGACAAGUCGUCGUCAGCGCUCUACAGUGACUCUGAAAUCAGUGAGACAGAGUUAAACAUGAGUGUGGGCGAGUUCAGCCCCACCUACUGGUUCAGAGUAAUGCCGGCGGCGGGGGGAUCUCCGGCAGGUGGGGUUAACGGAACAGCAACGAGUGGGUCUGGUGCAACGCUAAACGGGAUCUUCCCCAGCAAUAUAGGCUUGAACAUGACUACUCACCAGAAUGGGGGAGCUAGUCAGCACCAUCAUCUGAACAAUGGGGCAAUGAAUAGUGCAUCAGCAACUGCAAAUAAUACUGACAAGGGCACAAAUAGUAACAGUGGAAAUAUGACCACUGUGCACCAUAGACGAAGCAACAGUGGCAGGAACAAGUCGUCCAAUGGGGGAGGCGGAUGCUCCUCGUCUAAUUCGAGUAGCAACUCUUCGUCCACGCCAAUCACUCGCAAUGCCAAUGCUCUGCAGGUUCAAAAUGGUCACGUGGGAGGUGCGGCAACUACAGCAAAUGGUCAUAUGUGCCAUUAAUCGUGCAUUGAUUUGAGAACGAGAGGUUGGCAGGAGAGUGCUUAAUUGACUGCAAUUAAUUAAUGCGAAUGCUUGUAGCGGUUUGGUUUAUUUGUUAUUUGUGUAGAUGUAAUUCAUUAAUUAUGUAACCAUCAAACUGGUGCCACAUUUCUGACUUCAUCCCUGCGUUGAUUGAGAUCCUACCUAUGUCGGUUUGUUCUUCCGUUUUUUUUAAAUAGUAGAACGCAGAAACAUGACUAUUUAAAAAUGAUGCUACAGGUUUCUUCAAAAAGAAAGAUUCUCAAUCGAAUUAAUGUGUGACGACAUCAGUGAUAUUGAUGAUAUUUUUGCUUAUCUGUGCUUUAUAGUUGUAUUUAUUUAGUAGCGUGACUAACCCAUUUGGUCAAAUGUGAUGGUAGAAAGGUUUUCACGACCUCUAUUCCGACAAACCCCUCCCGCCAUUGGGUGUGAAAUUCUGUUUAGGUUUUCUGUUCUUUAUCUUUCUUUUUUAUAUGUAUGUCUUGAUUUUCUUAUUCCUGAGGUAACCGGUCUCAAACGCGAAGUUCAAAAGAAAUUUUUGAACUACAGGAGUGCUUGAUAUAAACUUUUCAACGAUGUUGAGCGAUAGAAGUCAAUCCAUGCAGCCAACCAUUUCAAGUUGAAGAAAACUGCAGCAAUUAAAUGAACGAAGCAACGAGAUCGGUUUGUGCUUUUAUAGACGUUUCCUGUGCAUUGAAGUUCAAUUAUGCGUGUGGUAGCCUAAACUGCGCCGCUUCUCUUUCAAACCCUCCUAUCCAAAAAAAAUUUAGUUCAAACAAAUCAUCUCUAUCAGAUUAUAAAGGCUAGCUAAUUUAAUCUCUUCUCUAGGCUCUUAUUUCGAAUAAUUGUAUUUUUUAGAGUAAUGAACGUACUGAAGACUCUUAUAGAGGUCUUGGUGAUUUUUUUUCAGGAAAAAGUCAUAAAU